This is a messenger RNA of Thecamonas trahens ATCC 50062, 1989 nucleotides long. Its product is annotated as UvrD/REP helicase. The transcript is spliced from 2 exons. Lineage: Eukaryota; Apusomonadida; Apusomonadidae. Bases 1 to 1617 code for a protein of 538 amino acids. The record is from RefSeq and is a predicted model, not a curated record. Gene Ontology annotation, molecular function: hydrolase activity; DNA binding; ATP binding.
AUGGAACUCAACGACAAUCAGCUGGCUGCAGUCACAGAGAGUGCACAGUGUGUCAUUGUGGUGGCAGGCGCCGGGAGUGGCAAGACUCAGACCAUCGCUCAUCGCAUCGUCCACCACCUCCAGACCACACAAGGCGCCCGGCCCGAUGCCGUCCUCGCCCUCACGUUUACCAACGCGGCGGCGGCCGAGAUGCGCGACCGGCUCAACGCGCUCGACCCAAUGUCACGGCCGGGAUGGGCAUGCACCGUGGCCACAUUUCACUCGCUCUGCCUGCUCAUCCUCCGCGAGCACGCACAUUGCCUCGGCUUUGACUCGAUCACCGUCGCCUCCCGCGACACGGUCCGAGGCUUGCUCGAGCAGGCUCUCUCUGAGUGGCGCGAUGCUGAUCCGGAGCACCCACCAGCGCUCUCGGACAAGGCGCUGGACGCGUUGCUGCGGGGACUGGAUGAGGUAGGCACAGGCGAGGCGUCGGAUCCGAUGCUCGACUUUGUGGCGGCCCGGUAUGCGGAGCUCAAGCGCGAGGCGUCGACGUGCGACUUUGGCGACCUCAUCGCCCACGUGCGGACCCUGCUCCGGCGUGACAACCGAGUCCGCGCUGCGCUUCACAGCCGCUUCUCGUUCAUUGUGGUCGACGAGUUCCAAGACACUUCGCAAGCGCAGAUGGACAUUCUCGCGCUUCUUGUCACCCCACCAGAGCUGGAUCCGGCCACAGAUCCGUGGCACUUUCGCCCAACGGUCCAGCUCACGGUGGUCGGCGAUGACGACCAGUCGAUCUACGGCUGGCGUGGUGCGAGCGGCGUCGCCAAUUUUGACGCCCUUGCCGCUGCCACGCCAUCACCGGUCACCAUCCUCCUCGCCGCCAACUACCGGUGCGGGAUCCACAUUCUCCAUGCGGCAUCCCAGGUGAUUGGAUGCAACACCAAGCGCAUGCCCAAGACGCUCCACGCAACUCGUGACAGCGCUACCCAGCUUGUUGCCGUCUUUGCAGGUGACUCACUGGAUGCCGAGUUUGAUCAUAUCGCCGACGCUAUUGCCGCCCGCGGACCGCCGUUUGCCGACGUCGCCGUUCUCUUUCGCUCCGAUCCCAACAACCGCCUCUCCGACCGCCUUGGCGCGCUACUUGGUGCUCGCCUCAUCCCGUUUGUCACCACCCGCAAGGCCCAGCUCAUCGAGACGGUCGAAUUCUCCGGCUUGGCCGAUGCUCUGCAGGCAAAUGAUCGCAACCUCCGCCAAACGUUCAACACCGCCAUGACAAUCCACCCGACUCCCGACGCGCGCCGCAACAUCGACGCGUACAUUCGCGUUGUCCAAAAGGUGGCCGCCGCCGCCGCCGACUCUGCUGGCGUCUCGUCUGAGGCUCGCAGCGGCCUGGCUGUGGCUAUUGACCGCCACCUCCCAUCAGUGGCCAGCCCUGGCCUGCCAACGCUCGGCGGCCUCGUCGCCGACCUCUCUGCGCUCCUUGCGCUGGUCGCCUACGAGCGCUCGUCGAGCGCAGAUGACGACGAGCCGUCCGACUGCGUCACCCUCUCUACCAUCCACGGCGCAAAAGGCCGCGAGUGGCCGGCAGUUUUGUGGCCAACAUUGUCGACGGCGUUCUGCCAUCGCGCAGCGCCGUAACAGGCGUCGAUGCCCACAAAGCUCUCGAGGAGGAGCGCAGACUGCUGUACGUGGCCAUGACCCGGGCUCGUGACGCGCUCUACCUUUGCACCCACUUCAAUGCCGGCUCAGCAGAGCAGACUUUCGACGCCGACGUCAUCCCGACCCGAGCCUCGCGCUUCUUCGACGAGCUGCCUAGUACGACAACCGCUGUCACACUCGCGGAUGGAGUGUCCGAUCCCGGGCUUGAUGGCCUCGUCCGGCGCGUCCGGCGCAAGCGCGGCCGCAUGUCGGCUAAACAGCCGACAGCGGCGGCACCUCUUCGAGCCUCGCACAGUGCAACGGCCUUGCUCGGUGGCUUCACCACAGCUGCAGGUGCUGCGCUGGAAACCC